Molecule: messenger RNA, 3022 nt
Organism: Equus quagga
Lineage: Eukaryota; Metazoa; Chordata; Mammalia; Perissodactyla; Equidae
Gene: BBS7
Product: Bardet-Biedl syndrome 7
Exons: 19
Coding region: 159-2306 (715 amino acids)
Biological process (GO): intracellular transport; non-motile cilium assembly; intracellular protein localization
Cellular component (GO): membrane; neuron projection; ciliary basal body
Molecular function (GO): protein binding
Source: RefSeq, a predicted model, not a curated record
GCCCUGAGGCCCCGCUUGUGCAUCCCCCGCCGAGGCCGCAGGGGUUGGGAUUUGCCCCUCGGGGUUGAGCGAGUGGGUUCCUUUCCGAGGCCCGGGGCCCGGCAGCCUGUGCCACUCUUGUCCCGUCCUCGCGCUCUCCAGCGCGUCCGUGUUGCGUCAUGGAUCUGAAUUUAAACCGAGCGGAUUAUUUACAGGUGGGAGUGACCUCUCAGAAGACUAUGAAGCUACUUCCUGCCUCAAGACGUAGAGCUACCCAAAAGGUGGUCGUUGGAGAUCAUGAUGGGGUAGUUAUGUGCUUUGGCAUGAAGAAGGGAGAAGCAGUGACAGUGUUCAAGACUUUACCGGGGCAGAAGAUUGCAAGACUGGAACUAGGAGGGGUUCUUAACACACCCCAGGAGAAAGUUUUUGUUGCUGCAGGAUCUGAGAUUAGAGGUUUUACAAAGAGAGGAAAACAGUUCCUCUCUUUUGAAACAAACCUCACUGAAAGCAUUAAAGCCAUGCACAUAUCUGGCUCAGACCUCUUUCUCAGUGCAAGUUACAUCUAUAACCAUUAUUGUGACUGCAAAGACCAACAUUAUUACCUUUCUGGAGACAAAAUCAAUGACAUCAUCUGCCUGCCAGUGGAAAGAUUGCCUCGUAUUACACCAGUACUGGCCUGCCAGGACAGAGUUCUCAGAGUUUUACAGGGAUCUGACGUAAUGUAUGAAAUUGAAGUUCCUGGCCCACCUACUGUUUUAGCGCUACACAACGGAAAUGGCGGUGACUCUGGAGAAGACCUCAUGUUUGGAACAUCAGAUGGAAAACUUGGGCUUAUUCAGAUCACUACAUCUAAACCGAUACAUAAAUGGGAGAUUCGAAAUGAGAAAAAGAGGGGAGGUAUUUUGUGUGUGGACAACUUUGACAUUGUGGGUGAUGGAGUUAAAGAUUUACUUGUUGGGAGAGAUGAUGGAAUGGUGGAAGUGUAUAGUUUUGAUAAUGCAAAUGAGCCUGUUCUACGAUUCGAUCAGGCGUUGUCUGAAAGUGUCACAUCUAUCCAGGGUGGUUGUGUAGGGAAAGAUGGCUAUGAUGAAAUCGUGGUAUCCACAUAUUCAGGCUGGGUUACAGGUCUGACAACAGAGCCUAUUCAUAAGGAAAGUGGACCAGGAGAAGAACUAAAAAUUAAUCAGGAGAUGCAGAAUAAAAUUUCUUCUUUACGGAGUGAGUUGGAACAUCUGCAGCUUAAGGUGCUACAGGAAAGAGAGAAAUAUCAACAGUCUUCUCAAUCAAGCAAAGCAAAGUCAGCAGUUCCUUCAUUUAGCAUAAAUGACAAAUUUACAUUAAAUAAAGAUGAUGCCAGCUACAGUCUUACCUUAGAGGUGCAGACAGCAAUAGAUAAUGUCUUAAUACAGAGUGAUGUUCCAAUAGAUUUACUUGAUGUGGAUAAAAAUUCUGCUGUUGUCAGCUUUAGCAGCUGUGAUUCUGAGUCAAAUGACAACUUUCUUCUUGCCACUUAUCGGUGCCAGGCAAAUACCACAAGGCUGGAACUCAAGAUUCGCUCAAUUGAAGGCCAGUAUGGCACACUUCAAGCAUAUGUAACUCCAAGAAUUCAACCCAAAACCUGUCAGGUCCGCCAGUACCUUAUCAAACCCCUUUCACUCCACCAAAGAACUCACGUUAUUGAUCCUGACAGACCGAUGAAUACCCUAACAUUGACAGGCCAGUUCAGUUUUGCCGAAGUUCACUCCUGGGUGGUGUUUUGCCUGCCCGAAGUUCCUGAAAAACCUCCAGCAGGAGAAUGUAUGACGUUUUACUUUCAGAACACCUUCCUGGAUACACAGCUUGAAAGCACCUACAAAAAAGGAGAAGGAAUUUUUAAAUCUGACAACAUUUCUACUAUAUCCAUCCUAAAAGAUGUUCUCUCUAAAGAAGCUACAAAAAGGAAAAUUAACCUCAACAUAUCAUACGAGAUAAAUGAAGUAUCAGUCAAACACACUUUAAAGCUAAUCCACCCAAAGCUGGAGUACCAGUUGCUUUUGGCUAAGAAAGUGCAGUUAAUUGAUGCUUUAAAAGAAUUGCAGGUUCAUGAGGGAAAUACAAACUUUCUGAUACCAGAAUAUCGCUGUAUUCUAGAGGAGGCAGAUCACCUACAGGAAGAAUACAAAAAGCAGCCCGCACAUCUGGAAAGACUCUAUGGCAUGAUCACUGAUCUUUUCAUAGAUAAGUUCAAGUUCAAAGGGACCAAUGUGAAAACCAAAGUACCUCUUUUACUGGAGAUUCUGGACAGUUAUGACCAAAAUGCAUUAAUUGCUUUCUUUGAUGCUGCAUGAAAUAUAAACAAGCUAAAGUUUCAAAGAAGUCUGUUUAAACAAAAAAUCUUAAAACAGAAUUACAAGUUAAUUGUACCUACUUUUAUUUCAAAUGCUGUUUAAUAUCAUCUAAAAAUAUUUGAGGUAUGACUUUUUAAAGUAAUGCUUUCUUUUGACAAAUGGAGCUUUUUAAAAAUAAAAAGAAUUUUUUAAGAAAAAACAAGUGGAAUGAUUAUAAGAGACUUGUGAAUAUUUUGUAAGUGGAUUUUUUUUAAAUUGAGAAAUAAUAUUUGGAAAAUAAAAAUAUAUUCAAAUAUUUAACAAACUACACCCACAUAUGUGUAAACUGCUUUACAGUUUUCAAAAAUGUAUUUACAUGUUACUUCAUUUGAUCUUCACAACAUAUAUUUAUGUGAAUAGUGAAGAAAUAGUGUUGGCUGCUUAGAUUUUCUGCACUGGUAUCCACUAAUUUCCUUUUUAUCAUAUAUGGAGGGAAAUAUGACUUUAAGAGUAUCGAAGUUUUGUUCAUUAAUCUUAAUUUGUAUUUCAUAUUCAGGGGAAUAUUGUAUUUAAAGGUUGUUUUAAAAUGCUAUAAAGAUUAUAAUGGGAAAUAAGCUAUUCUUUCUGUUUUCAAGAAGGGCACACUCAUGAAUUUGAGAGAAAACAAUAAUGCUUCUUAAUUAUAUACCAUUAUAUUUAUUAGUUAUGUGCAAGCUUUGUUGUAUAUUAAAUGUGAA